CUUAGACAAAAACGCCAUUUUCCUCUCCAAUUUCUCUAAAUCUUCUCUCCGGCCAUGGCGAUCCGAGCCGCGAUUUCCGGUCGUCUCCUCAAGCUUAGCUCAUUUUCGAUCGGAGCGCGAUCCUUUUCGUCUUGGUGGAGAAACGUCGAGCCGGCUCCUAAAGAUCCUAUCCUCGGCGUUACCGAAGCUUUCCUCGCCGAUCCUAGCCCUGAUAAAGUCAAUGUUGGCGUUGGAGCUUACAGGGACAACAAUGGAAAACCCGUGGUACUGGAGUGUGUUAGAGAAGCAGAGCAGAGGAUCGCUGGCACUUUCAACAUGGAAUAUCUUCCUAUGGGAGGUAGUGUCAACAUGAUCGAGGACUCGCUGAAGUUGGCCUACGGGGAGAACUCAGACUUGAUAAAAGAUAAACGCAUUGCUGCAAUUCAGGCAUUAUCUGGAACUGGUGCAUGCCGAAUUUUUGCAGACUUACAAAAGCGCUUUUGUCCUGAUUCACAUAUUUAUAUUCCUGUUCCUACAUGGUCUAAUCAUCAUAACAUUUGGAGAGAUGCUCAUGUCCCUCAGAGAACAUAUCAUUAUUAUCAUCCAGAAUCAAAGGGUUUGGACUUUGCUGCAAUGAUGGAUGAUAUAAAGAAUGCCCCAAAAGGAUCAUUCUUUCUGCUUCAUGCUUGUGCUCAUAAUCCUACUGGGGUGGAUCCGACAGAGGAACAAUGGAGGGAGAUCUCGCACCAGUUCAAGGUGAACGGGCACUUUGCUUUAUUUGACAUGGCCUAUCAAGGAUUUGCAAGUGGGAAUCCAGAGAAGGAUGCCAAGGCUAUCAGGAUAUUUCUUGAGGAUGGUCAUCCGAUAGGAUGUGCCCAGUCAUAUGCAAAAAAUAUGGGGCUAUAUGGUCAGAGAGUUGGUUGCCUAAGUGUGGUUUGUGAGGAUGAAAAACAAGCAGUGGCAGUGAAAAGUCAGUUGCAGCAACUUGCCAGGCCCAUGUACAGUAAUCCACCUGUUCAUGGUGCUCUAGUUGUUUCUACCAUCCUUGGAGAUCCAAACUUGAAAAAGCUAUGGCUCGGGGAAGUGAAGGGCAUGGCUGAUCGCAUCAUCGGGAUGAGAACUGCUUUAAGAGAAAACCUUGAGAAGUUGGGCUCACCUCUAUCUUGGGAGCACAUAACCAACCAGAUUGGCAUGUUCUGCUACAGUGGGAUGACACCCGAACAAGUAGACCGAUUGACAAAAGAGUAUCACAUCUACAUGACUCGUAAUGGUCGUAUCAGUAUGGCUGGAGUUACUACUGGAAAUGUUGGUUACUUGGCAAACGCUAUUCAUGAGGUUACUAAAUCUGCUUAAGCUCUAACAUCAUGGAUUCAAUAAUCAGCUGUGGGAAGGCUGUGAAAAAUCAUUUUUUCCCCUAGUGCUUCUCCUUCGUUCUAGUAGGACGGACACUUUGUAGAAUUCCUUUUCUGUGAUUGGAAAGUAAAUUGAGAUUACAUCAUAUUGUAAGUUGAGUUAAAAUAAUCGUACUGAGGGGAGGGGGAAUAAAUAGAGCCAUUUUGAGGUGUAGAAGUCAUUAGCAACGUCGAGGUGGAGUUGGUAGUUAUUUUAGGGUACAUUACAGACUAAUCAUCCUAAAUUGUUAAGGUACUCCUGUUUAUCAUAUACAACAGCGUAGUUAAAUGAUAUUUAUGCCAACAUUUUGAAGUA
Molecule: messenger RNA, 1686 nt
Organism: Solanum dulcamara
Lineage: Eukaryota; Viridiplantae; Streptophyta; Magnoliopsida; Solanales; Solanaceae
Product: aspartate aminotransferase, mitochondrial
Exons: 10
Coding region: 55-1332 (425 amino acids)
Biological process (GO): amino acid metabolic process; biosynthetic process
Cellular component (GO): mitochondrion
Molecular function (GO): L-aspartate:2-oxoglutarate transaminase activity; pyridoxal phosphate binding
Source: RefSeq, a predicted model, not a curated record